AUGCUGAGGAAAAAGAUUUCCAAGGCAUGCCAGGAAUGUCGAGCUCGGAAGGUUCGGUGUGAUGGAUUGAACCCAUGCACCCCAUGUCAGCAGCGCAAUACGGCUUGUGUCUUUCGGGAGCGAGCUCGAGUGCGUCGAGGGGCCACUGACUCCCCCUCAGACGAGAAACUGGAGCAGCAUCCGGGUGAUCAACCGGCUGUAGUGGAGCUUCACAGCACGGAGAGGCAGCGGCAUCAGCCGUCCGACGUUUACAAGGAUGUCCACAAGAGUGUGUCUGCGCGACAACGCUCUCCGUCUGGCUCUGUAGAAUUGUACUAUGGGCCGACCUCUGACUUCUCGCUGCUGCAACACCUUUACCACACCCUCUACCUCAGUUCGGCCAGUGACCAUAACCGGAACCAACAGGAAGAGGUUGGUCAAGGGCUGGACUUUUUCCGCGUCCGCCAUAUCUUCUUCGGGCAGAGUUCCAUGCGGUCCGCAGCUGACGCGUCUGUGCCAGUCAACAGACCUCUGCCCCCGCCACAUAUUGCGCACACUCUGUUGAACCAAUUCCUAGCAACGCAUUACAACAUAGUACCGUUCUUUCCAAAAACCAGAUAUGACCAACUGCUAAAGGCCCUGUAUGCUACCGAUCAUGGAACUACCCAAUUUAGCGAGGUGCAGCAAAAUAUCUGCAUCAUGGCUAUGGCUACUGCUGCAGCAAACACGGAGCAUUUCGAGCUCGGCGUGGGACUGGCCGAAUACGUGGAAGGCCAGCGCUCAAAGAUGCAGUACGUCGUCAGCUUGGAAUGUAUCCAACUGGGGAUUCUGAUGAUAAGAAGUCUCCACGCCAUGUUCAAUUUGGAGUAUGCCCAGUCCAAUAUCGCAUACAUGAUCAUCGGUGACACCUCUCGCAAGGCCUUUGCUGCUGGGCUACACCGACAACAAACUCAUCUCAAUGAAGACGAUAGCCUUGAGACCAUGGAACGACAGCAUACCUUCUCGUCCCUGUAUUUCAUGGAAAUAUGGAUAAGCUUCUACCUGGGCCGACCCAGCAUGCUGGAAUACUUCAAUACCAGCCAAGUCCCCCGCCCGCAAGACAUCUUUCUUUCCGCCCUGCUCCAGUUCGCCACGGUGAUGAUGAAGAUAGUGCAUCAGGUCUAUCGCCCGCAAGCCGCUCCUUCUGUCCUGUGGAACUGCGCCAUGGCGGUCGGCAAAGAAAUGGAUGCCCUCCGCGCUAGGGCUCGGGCCGACUUUGGCCUCGAGCUGGAUGCUCCCCGUUCUAGUGAUCCGCGCGGCAUGAGACCCGUCGUCCUAAUCACAUUGUACAAUUUCAUGUCCUUCCUCCUCUUCCGCCCCUUCGUUAUCAUCCGCGGCAAAGUGCAAACCGAGAUCUCCAAGCAGCCAGGCCAUCAACCUCCCCCCGAACUUCCGUCAUGGCUAAACAACGCCUGCAUUAACUGCCUGAACGCCGCCAGGACAAUCGUCAGCUACAUCUGCAAUAUUGCCGCCGACGACCCUCUCCUUCGGGAACUCCGCUUCAACUGCUUCUACCUCGAAAACUGUCUCUUUCUCCUCCUCUACGAUAUGGCCUCUAAUCCCGAAAACCGCACUGCCAACUCCCCGCUUGUCCACCAGGGCCUCCAGUUCCUGACCCGCAUGCGACAAGGAGACCCCGUCUGCAGCUCCAUCGCCACCAUCCGUCGCAUCCUGCAACAUAUGAACCUCGACGUCGGCGCCGAAGAGCUGACCCUGCCCCACGCAGCUCAUUCCCCUCACAACCCAGUGUCCAAUGUCUCGCAUCCACCACCGCAACUGGAGGAGUUGACCAACCCCAUCCCUGUGUAUCCCCAGGGUAGCGCAUGGGCGGAGCAGUCGCAGCAGGCAUUAGACCCCCGGCUAGGCGCCAGCGAUGAUUUCCAGUUCGACCUGGACCUGUCUGCGGCGGAUUUCAAUGUGGAUAUCACGGCAAUCGACUGGGACACGUUUUUUUCGUAUGUACCUAGUUGA
Messenger RNA from Aspergillus welwitschiae, 1989 nucleotides. RefSeq lists its product as uncharacterized. The transcript is spliced from 5 exons. Gene Ontology annotation, cellular component: nucleus. The record is from RefSeq and is a predicted model, not a curated record. Bases 1 to 1989 code for a protein of 662 amino acids. Gene Ontology annotation, biological process: DNA-templated transcription; positive regulation of transcription from RNA polymerase II promoter by galactose. Lineage: Eukaryota; Fungi; Ascomycota; Eurotiomycetes; Eurotiales; Aspergillaceae. Gene Ontology annotation, molecular function: zinc ion binding; DNA-binding transcription factor activity, RNA polymerase II-specific; RNA polymerase II cis-regulatory region sequence-specific DNA binding.